AUGGUGCGCUUAACCCACUCCGCCGUUCACUGGCGGCGUCGGUGCAUCAAUGACACGUCCUGCGAGGACGAAGAGAGCACGCCGCCGAACAUCCAGCCCAGCCACCAGUACGACCGCGGCAGCAAGCGCCGCAUCGAAGACGCCAGCGAGUCCGCCAGCGCUACGGGCACAGCAACGCCUCCGUGGCUGCCGCCAGAGAGAAGCCGCCCCAAGUCCAAGUUGGCAACGAACCCGCCGCCAAGCCAGGAGUCGACGUCUGCGCCCGUGUCGCCGCCGGUGUCCAGCCGCCCGUACGCCAGCCCCACCACGUCGUCGCCAGUGCUCCUGGAGACGUCGCCGAGAUCCCCAGCGGCGCUUCAGCCUCGCCACGAGGGCCGUCGUGCGCGUCGUGAAGCUACCGCCCCUUACGCUCGCCUGCGGUCGGCGCCUCAGCGCGAUGCCCGGCCCGUCAUCAACCCACGCGGGGCGAUGCGAGUCACUGCGGACGGAUCGCCUCGGACGCAACUACGGGGACCGCGGUCACGGGAUCGGUUCAUUUCAGCGCAGUGGCCGCACCGCGUGAUUCACCUUCGCGCGCAGUUCAACCCGCUCGCGACGGUAUUUCCGUCGGUGCCUCACUUUGGGUGGUGCGACUGCCCAUCGCCGUGCCGUGUGGACUCCUGCCGCAAUUCGCUAAUGCAUCUCUACUGCAAUAUCAACUGCUGCCCGUACGGGGGGCUCUAUGGCAACGCGCCGGCCGAGUCGAGCAAGGUGUAUCUAGGGAGGAACGUGCGCACGAGGUCGUUGGGCGUGGUCGCUGGCGAGGCCAUCAAAGCGGGCGAAGUGCUGGGGCAAUACCUCGGCGAGAUGGAGCGCUAG
Phytophthora sojae is the source of this 858-nucleotide messenger RNA. RefSeq lists its product as hypothetical. The transcript has a single exon. NCBI's taxonomy places the organism in Eukaryota, Oomycota, Peronosporomycetes, Peronosporales, Peronosporaceae. The coding region runs from base 1 to 858 and encodes 285 amino acids. The record is from RefSeq and is a predicted model, not a curated record.